CGAACCGAGUGAGUAUGGCCAACCAUUUUGAGAUGAGUAUCAGAUUCGGAUGAAAACAAUGGAGAAGCUUAUUUCAAGCAGGUACAAGGAAAGACCCUUGCCUGAGACUUACAUAUUCCCACCUGAUGCAAGACCAGGGAAGCUUGCCGUUCCUUUGUGCAACAACAUUCCAGUGAUCGAUUUGGGUGGUGGAGCAGAAGAAGCUUCUGAAUCUGAUGACCGAAGAACCUAUAUAGUUGAGCAAAUACUCAAGGCUAGCCAAGAAUUUGGAUUUUUUCAGGUAAUUAAUCAUGGCAUAUCAGAACAUUUGUUGAGUGAGACAAUGGGUGUGUUCAAGGAGUUUUUUGAAGAGUUGCCUGCAGAGGACAAAGCAAGCCUCUACUCUGAGGACCCCAACAAAAGCUGCAGGCUCUUCACCAGCAGUAGCACUGGAAAUUAUGAUGGGGAAGAUGUUCAUAUCUGGCGUGACUGCCUAAAACACCCUUGCCAUCCUCUUGAGGAAUGCAAACAUGUUUGGCCUCAAAAACCAAUUAGAUAUGGAGAGCUUGUUGGGGCAUGUUCCACACAAGUGAGGGAACUGGCUUCGAAUAUUUUGGAGCUAAUCGGCGAAGGACUUGGUGUUGGAGCUGGGUAUUUUAGGGAUGAACUAAGCCAGCAAAUGUUACUCUCAGUUAAUUAUUACCCACCUUGCGCAGAACCAAGUUUGACACUGGGAUUACCUAAACACUGUGACCCAAACCUCAUAACCAUUUUACUUCAAGGGGAUGUAAAUGGUCUUCAAGUUUUCAAGGAUGGGGAAUGGAUUGGUGUGGAGCCUCUUUCACAUGCACUUGUGGUUAAUGUAGGUUACCAGUUACAGAUUAUCAGCAAUGGCAAGUUGAAAAGUGCUGAACAUCGGGCAGUGACGAAUUCAAGUGAAGCUCGGAUUUCAGCUGGGUUUUUCGUGAUGCCUUCCAAUGACUGCCUUAUAGAACCUGCUGCAGCUCUUAUUAAUGCAAGCAAUCCCCAACUUUAUAAAGGCUUCCAAUACAAAGACUUCUUUCUCAACUUCGGUACAAAGCUAGGUAAAACCGAACAAGUACUGGAUCGCUUUAAGCUCCAAGCAAGGUUAGCUAGCUGAAUGGGUGAAAAGGAAUUUCGUGUUGUUGAGCGUUGCUCAUUUGAAUAAAUGUCCUUUUGCUCUCUGCGGAGGCAAAAAGAGAAGAUCAAGUUAUGUAUCCAAUUUACAUAUGUUAAAUUGCUCGUUUAUGUGAUAAAGCCAAUUGUUAUUAUAAUACGUUAGAUUGUUUUUAACACUGAUAGAAAACCCCAUUAUUUUUAUUCACAUCCACAA
Messenger RNA from Prunus mume (Japanese apricot), 1333 nucleotides. Its product is annotated as 2'-deoxymugineic-acid 2'-dioxygenase-like. Lineage: Eukaryota; Viridiplantae; Streptophyta; Magnoliopsida; Rosales; Rosaceae. The record is from RefSeq and is a predicted model, not a curated record.